AUGACGACGGACGGCGCCUUCCAAGUGGCGAUCAUCGCACUCACCGUCGCCGUCUUCGUCGCAAUCCAGUACCUCUCCAAGCUAUUCCUCUCGAGGCAGCGAGCCAACAACCGCACCGCCCUCCAAUCCAACCGCCACUUCAUCCAAGGCUCCCAAUUCCUCGCCCGAGCCAGAUCCGCCGCCGCCAAGAACUCCUCCCAGUCCCAAUCCCUAGCCAAACAGGCCCUCGCCGAGGCCGAAUCCGCCGCCGCCCUCUCCCCCAAGGACCCGGCCCCGCUCGUCCUCAAAUCCGUCGCCCUCGAUCUCCUCGGCCACAAGGCCGCCGCAUUGAAGGCAAUCGAUUCCGCGCUCUCUCCGCCGCGCGGGAAGGCGCUGCAGGGGAAGGAGCGAGGCGACGCGCUGGUGAAGAGAGCGGAGCUCAAGGUCGCCGUGAAUCGGCGGCGGCGGGUCGACUCGGCGAUCGAGGACCUGACGGAGGCGGUGCAGCUGGGCGCGGGUGGGGAGAAAGGGUAUUGCUUGUUGGGCCAGUGUUAUGAGUGGAAAGGAUCCAAGGAGGAUGCUAAAUGGGCUUACUCAGAGGCCUUGAAGUUUGAGCCCAAUUCUAAGCUUGCCCUCGACGCACUUGGCGGAUUGAGCCCGUAA
Messenger RNA from Linum tenue, 642 nucleotides. The record is from the annotation of a GenBank genome assembly. Lineage: Eukaryota; Viridiplantae; Streptophyta; Magnoliopsida; Malpighiales; Linaceae.